Molecule: messenger RNA, 2125 nt
Organism: Chrysochloris asiatica (Cape golden mole)
Lineage: Eukaryota; Metazoa; Chordata; Mammalia; Afrosoricida; Chrysochloridae
Gene: MNS1
Product: meiosis-specific nuclear structural 1
Exons: 12
Coding region: 1-1986 (661 amino acids)
Biological process (GO): cilium organization
Cellular component (GO): motile cilium
Source: RefSeq, a predicted model, not a curated record
AUGGAUAUAACCUUGCAGCCAAAUAAGGAACUGAAUCUGGGCCCCCAUGAACUAUGCUGGGAUCCCCAAAGGGUUGUAAUGUCUAUUAGAAGGAAACUAGGACUCUCUCUUCCGCUGGGGACCUGGGACUUUACAAAUAACUUGUUCUCACCUCCUACUUUUAAGACAGGAAGUCCAACUAUGUGGCGUGAUGCCAAUGUCCAGAAGAGAGAUUUGCAGGUUACUUUAUUUGCUGCAUACCAGGACAAUUUACAGAGUGCCAAGAGGGAGAGGACGCGCUGCCGGGCUUCCAAGAAGCUCAGUGUCGAUUGGAUCUUGCCGGUCCCACUAGGAGGCCGAGAACUGCGCUGGUUGGUUUCUGCGGCGGCUGUUGCUGGGACACCGCGUAAACACUGGGCUGCGCGGAGCCAGGUGCAGCCUCCCUGGCUUGUGGCCUGUGCGUUUGCCCUGAGAGGUGGUGGGCCACAGAAGGCAGAGAAGGAGUUUUCUUCAGUCAAGAUGUCUUCCAAAAGGAGAAAUUUGAGCUAUGCUGAACGACAUCAGAAAUUGGUAGAUGAAAAUUACAGAAAAAUGUCGCACAUUGAAGCGCUAAAAAAGAUAGAGAAUCAAGUCAGAGACCUCAAGGUGAAGAAUGAAAAUGAUGACCGUGUUGAGCGCAAACGAUUUCUCAGAUUAUUACAGAAUGAACAAUUUGAGUUGGAUAUGGAAGAAGCCAUUCAAAAGGCAGAAGAAAACAAAAGAUUGAGGGAACUCCAGGUUGAACAAGAAGAAAAAUUAGCUGCAGAGCUGGCAAAACUAAAACAUGAAUGUCUAAAGGAUGAAAAGAUGAGGCAACAAAUAAGACAAAACAGUGUUGAACUUAGAGAACUGGAGAAGAAAUUAAAAGUGGCUUAUGUGAAUAAAGAAAGGGCAGCUCAGAUUGCUGAAAAGGAUGCCAUUAAAUAUGAGCAAAUGAGUCGUGAAGCCGAAAUAGCUAGGACCAUGAUGGAAGAGCAUGAGCGGGUAAUCAAGGAAGAGAAUGCUAUAGAGGACAGGCGUCACAAAGUGAAAGCACAAUACUAUGACGACUUAGAGAAACAACUGGAAGAACAAGAGAAAAAAAAGCAGGAAGCUUAUGAGCAGCUCCUGAAGGAGAAACUCAUGAUCGAUGAAAUUGUGAGGAAAAUCUAUGAAGAGGAUCAAUUGGAAAAACAACAAAAGUUAGAAAAAAUGAAUGCAACUCGAAAGUAUAUAGAAGAGUUUCAGAAAGAGCAAGCUCUCUGGAGACAAAAGAAACGUGAGGAGAUGGAAGAAGAAAACAGAAAAAUUGCAGAGUUUGCCAAUAUACAAAAGCAAAGAGAAGAAGAUCGGAUGGCAAAAGUACAAAAGUAUGAGGAAAAAAGACUACAGCUUCAGGAUAUGAUGACUCAGAAAUUAGAAGAAAUGUUGCGGCAACGUGAAGAUUUGGAACAAGUGCGACAAGAAUUAUACCAGGAAGAGCAAGCUGAAAUAGAUAAGAGAAAACUAAAAGAAGAAGAAGAAAUGAAAUUGAGAAAGCAAAAGGAAAUGAAACAAAAUUUUGAAGAACAAAUGGCACUGAAGGAACUAGUACUACAGGCUGCAAAAGAGGAAGAAGAGAUCUUUAGAAAAGCCAUGCUAGCUAAACUAGCUGAGGAUGAUCGCAUUGAAUUAAUGAAUGCUCAGAAACAAAGAAUGAAGCAGCUAGAACACAGGAAGGCUGUGGAAAAACUUAUCGAAGAACGUCACAAACAGUUCCUUGCAGACAAAGAACGUGAACUGGAAGAAUGGCAGAUGCAGCAAAGAAGACAAGGGUGUGUUAAUACAAUUAUUGAAGAAGAGAGACUAAAACUUCUCAAGGAACAUGCUACAAAAUUACUAGGAUAUCUCCCUAAAGGAGUAUUUAAAAGAGACGAUGAUAUUGAUAUGCUUGGUGAAGAGUUUAGAAAGGAAUAUCAAAAAAGGAAUGAAGUUUAUGAAGAUAAAUGAAACCAUCAAGAUUUGGUAAAACCAGAUUCUUUUGUGUAUUACCACUAGAUGUCAGCAUAACUUUUGUUUUCAUUUCAGUGACCGUAGGAAUUCUUUAUCUGUUUGCAUCAUGAGAUAUCAUUAUCUCAUAACUUGUAAA